AUGCUUGCCUUCAAAAUCGUCGCCUUAGCCGCCCUGGCUUACACCGCUCGUGCUGGAGCAGUCGCCACCGCUCCUGCUCUCGCGUACGGCCACGCUCAUGCUUACGCUGCGCCUGCCUUGUCCUAUGGCCACCAUGCUUAUGCCGCUCCUGCGGUAUCAUACCAGGUUGCCGCCCCCGCGUAUUCGUACGCUGCUCCCAUCGCUAAGGUUGCCGCUCCCGCGUUCUCAUACGCGGCUCCGAUCGCUAAGUUCGCCGCCCCCGCGUACUCGUAUGCUGCCCCCAUCGCUAAAGUCGCCGCUCCCGCGUUCUCGUACGCUGCUCCGAUCGCUAAGGUUGCCGCUCCCGCCUUCUCGUAUGCCGCUCCCGUCGCCAAGUUUGCCGCUCCUGCGUACUCGUAUGCUGCCCCGAUCGCUAAGGUUGCCGCUCCCGCGUUCUCUUACUCAUCGGUUCAUCACGCUCCCGUCGUCCACACCGCGCCCUACGCUCAUCACGCUCCCGCCUACUCUUAUGCUGCCCACAAGGUCGCUGCUCCCGCUAUCGCAUACGGAGCCCCAGCUUGGCUCAGUGAUUCGGAAUUCGGAACCAUCGCGUCGCCCGUCCAACUCGUGAUCAUCGUUCCUCGGCAACGCGUCGAUAAUAGAGAAGAUGUCACUCGUAGAGACUCAUCAAGUUCAGAUCGCAAAAACAAGAAAAUGUUCGCCAAGCUCGCCCUCAUCGCCUCCGUAGCGUACACCGCCCAGGCUGGAGCUUUUGCUGCUUCGUAUGCCGCCCCUGCUCUCGCUUAUAGAGCUCACUCGUACGCCGCCCCGGCCCUCGCCUAUGGAGCACACUCGUACGCCGCUCCCGCUCUCGCUUACGGAGCACCCAUUGCCAAGAUCGCUGCUCCCAUCGCGACCUCCGUGCGUUACGAAUCCCGAGCCUACGCCGCUCCGGUCCUCGCCAAAACGGCCCUGGCCGCUCCAGCUCUGUCCUACGGACAUGCUCUGGCUGCCCCCGCUCUGUCCUACGGACAUGCUCUCGCCGCUCCGGCUCUGUCCUAUGGACAUGCACUCGCCGCCCCCGCUGUGUCCUACGGACAUGCUCUCGCCGCUCCCGCUCUGUCUUACGGACAUGCUUUCGCCGCUCCUGCUCUUGCCUACUGAGAAGGUUGCUCACCAAGCGGAUUCUGUACAACUGUGAUCCCGUGGAGAGAUGUGCAAAUAAACCUUGUGUAUUAUUUCUAA
Molecule: messenger RNA, 1224 nt
Organism: Galendromus occidentalis (western predatory mite)
Lineage: Eukaryota; Metazoa; Arthropoda; Arachnida; Mesostigmata; Phytoseiidae
Product: cuticle protein
Exons: 5
Coding region: 1-1143 (380 amino acids)
Source: RefSeq, a predicted model, not a curated record